This is a messenger RNA of Anopheles moucheti, 1161 nucleotides long. Its product is annotated as CUB and peptidase domain-containing protein 1-like. Gene Ontology annotation, molecular function: serine-type endopeptidase activity. Gene Ontology annotation, biological process: proteolysis. The transcript is spliced from 2 exons. The record is from RefSeq and is a predicted model, not a curated record. The coding region runs from base 1 to 1161 and encodes 386 amino acids. NCBI's taxonomy places the organism in Eukaryota, Metazoa, Arthropoda, Insecta, Diptera, Culicidae.
AUGACUCCGCAAGGCAUUAUCGCAAAAGAGCGCGUUUUAGUGCACGUUGGACGAACUCGGCUACGAGUUGGUAGCAACCGCGUACAAGAACACGAAGCAUUCAAGUUGAUCGUACAUCCGGAAUACAACGUCAACCGUAUUCAACACGAUAUCGCUCUGAUAAAGCUGGCAACCGACAUAACCUACACCGACUAUAUCCAACCAGUUUGCUUGUGGAAUCGUGGCGAAGAUCUGAACGCGAUCGUUGGUACUUGGGGUACGGUGAUCGGAUUCCGUAGAGAUGAGACCGGUAAUGUUUCCAACACUCUGUGUGAAGCAAGUAUUCCCGUCGUUAGCCAUAUCACCUGCAUCGAAAGCAACCGAGAAGUGUUUGCCUAUCAGCUUACCUCGAAUAUGUUAUGUGCUGGUAAACGUGAUGGGAUCAGUACUUGUAACGGAGACAGCGGAGGAGGUUUAUUCUUCAAGUACAACGAUGUCUGGUACAUUCGCGGUGUGGUGUCUUUCACGAAGCCUGACGAAAAUACGCGGAUAUGUGACACGAAGGAAUACACCGUGUUUACUGAUGUGGCGAAGUACUUGAAAUGGAUCGAGCAGCACAAAUCGUCCGUGCGGCUGGGAGAGUACGAAAAGAAUAGCCUGUUCCCGGACUGUGUCAUGGUGCAUGGACAAAAGGUUUGUUUGCCGUCGGAUCAAUUAUUAAGCAUCGAGACGGUUAUCACACACCCGUACUACAACAAUGAAAAUUUGGAAAAUAAUAUUGCACUUAUCCGACUACGACACCGAGCGGACACCAGUCAGAGCAAUGUGAAACCGAUCUGCCUUGCUGUGACCAAUAAACUUUUUGAUUUUAAGAUACCUUUUAGCCAAGCUUUUGCUUAUGGUACUAGUUAUGGCCGUAUCAUGUAUGAUAAUUAUGCUGAAAUUUGCCAGUGCACCGAGGAAGAAACUACAAGUCAGAUAUGUGCCGUGCAGGAAUUCAGUCACGGCAAUAUCACAGAAACAUUCGGUGCUCCGUUACAGUAUUCAAAAGACGGAAAAUAUAUUUUAUUGGGAGUGUUAUCGCACAUAAAUCCGACGUGCAUAAAUCCGACGUCAAUACCGGAAGUGUACACGAACGUGACCAACCACGUGGAUUGGAUUCUAGAAAACAUACAAGAGUAG